AUGAGUGCUUGCAAAACCCUUUCAUGUUUCUCCCUCUCUUCUUCCUCUUCCUUCUUCAAACCCACCCUUCUCCACCCUCGCCAACGUCUAACCCUAACUCGGAGAUGUUCCACGUCAGCCCUACUCGAAGAACCGGAACCCCAAUCUCCGAGCGUUCAGCACCUCCUCACGAGUCCCGACGGCGUCUCCACGCUGAUGAAGAUGGACCGCAAGCCUCUUCUCCCUCACGAGCCGCACGUUCGCUGGUUCCCUUACCUCGACGCCUACCGCUGCCGAAACGGCUGCGUUUUGAGCAGCGCCGAGGUCGUCCAGGCCCUCGCGCCCUGCAUCUCCGACGACCGGAGGCAGAGGUUCGGGAGCGUGGUUCGGAACCGGAGCUACUCGGUCUGCCUCGUCGUGGAAGGGCUCUGCGACUUCGGCAACGUCUCCGCCACGUUCCGGUCCGCGGACGCGCUUGGCGUCCAGUCCGUCCACGUCGUGUCGUGUGACGCCAACAAAAGGUAUAAAGAUAAUCGCCAUGUGAGCAUGGGUGCAGAGAAAUGGUUGGACAUUGAACUGUGGAACUCUACAAAGGAGUGCUUUAAAAUGUUGAAAUCACGCGGUUAUCGAAUUGCGACAACUCAUGUGGGAAUGGAUGCGGUUUCUAUUCAUGACUUAGAUUGGUCCUGCCCAACUGCAAUCGUGGUUGGGAAUGAAAAUAGGGGUAUUAGUGAUGAGGCAUUGGAGCUGUCAGAUUUGCAUUGCAGUAUUCCUAUGGCAGGAAUGGUGGACUCUUUCAAUGUUUCAGUUGCUGCGGGAAUCCUCAUGCACCACUCUGUUUGUGAUAGAAUAUCUCGUAUGGGCCGUCAUGGUGAUCUAACAGUGGAAGAAUGCCAGAUUCUACUUGCAGAGUUUUCUCUGCGCCAUAGCAAGAGUUCGAUUAGUAUUGUUGAAGAUUAUGCAAUGCGUAAAGCAGCGACAUUGACCUAACAGCAAUAACAGGAAGUCAAACUUCUUCUGACUGUGCUUGGCUGCUUGCCUGUACUUGGCAAGGAGACAAACCAGAGACUAGAUUGUCUCUGAUUGAUUGAAUGAUUCCUACAAACUAGCAUUAGCUUAUGCAUGCUGUGCAAGGCUCACAGAUGACAAUGGGGACCUUACCAACACCCAGCUUCUGUUUGGACUAUAGAAUAUUUCCUUAAUGAUGUGCUUACUAGCCCCACUUUACUUAGCAAUGGGGGAAUGAUGCUGCCAAAAGUGCAAUUGCAAUUUUAUUUAUGUGGAUUUUUCGGGCCUUACAGUAUCUAAUGGUUUUUAUUUGGAUGAGAAAAGAAAAUAGAAAAGGGAAAUUUUUUACCUCCUAUUUUUAAGUAACA
Molecule: messenger RNA, 1355 nt
Organism: Glycine soja
Lineage: Eukaryota; Viridiplantae; Streptophyta; Magnoliopsida; Fabales; Fabaceae
Product: tRNA (guanosine(18)-2'-O)-methyltransferase
Exons: 5
Coding region: 1-969 (322 amino acids)
Biological process (GO): tRNA guanine ribose methylation
Molecular function (GO): RNA binding
Source: RefSeq, a predicted model, not a curated record